Messenger RNA from Vicia villosa (hairy vetch), 618 nucleotides. RefSeq lists its product as uncharacterized. The record is from RefSeq and is a predicted model, not a curated record. NCBI's taxonomy places the organism in Eukaryota, Viridiplantae, Streptophyta, Magnoliopsida, Fabales, Fabaceae. The transcript has 2 exons. Bases 1 to 618 code for a protein of 205 amino acids.
AUGGCUGAGAGGAAUGAUGUUGCGAUAGCUGCUGCUUUGGAAGCAAUGGUUCAGGCUAUGCAGAACCAACCGAAUUCUGACGAGACUGUUGGAUCUCGUAGCUUGGCGACUUUCCAAAGGGAGAAUCCGCCAGUGUUCAAGGGUAAGCAUGACCCUAAUGAUGCGCUUGAUUGGUUGAAGGAGAUCGAGCAGAUCUUUCUUGUUAUGGAUUGCACUUCUUCACAGAAGGUUAGAUAUGGCACUCAUAUGCUGGCUACGGAAGCUGAUGAUUGGUGGUUGGAGAUGCUUGCUAGGUUGGAGGCUUCAGGUGAUGAAAUCACUUGGAUCGUGUUUCGUAGGGAAUUUCUGAGAAAGUACUAUCCUGAAGAUGUUCGGGGUAAGAAAGAGAUAGAAUUCCUAGAGUUGAAGCAAGGGAACAUGUCUGUUACUGAGUAUGCUGCCAAGUUACGCAUGGAAAUCAAGAAAGUUGUUGGGUACCAAAAGAUCCAUGUGUUUCCUGACUUGGUGGACAGUUGUAGGAUCUUUGAGGAAGAUAGUAAUGCUCAUCACAAGAUGGCUAAUGAGAAGAGAGGCAAAAAUCAGCAAAGCCGUGGGAAACUAUAUGAUGCUGGUAAAUGA